This is a messenger RNA of Eublepharis macularius, 1306 nucleotides long. RefSeq names its product cytochrome c oxidase subunit 7A-related protein, mitochondrial (gene COX7A2L). The coding region runs from base 236 to 586 and encodes 116 amino acids. The record is from RefSeq and is a predicted model, not a curated record. Gene Ontology annotation, biological process: mitochondrial respirasome assembly; mitochondrial electron transport, cytochrome c to oxygen; regulation of oxidative phosphorylation. Lineage: Eukaryota; Metazoa; Chordata; Lepidosauria; Squamata; Eublepharidae. The transcript has 3 exons.
AGCAGGCUAGUUUCAUAGGCUCUCUUUAAGCGUCAGUAAAGCUGCUGCGCUCUCUUUCUUUCAAGCGAAAUGCUCAAGGGCGCAGGCAGCUUGUCUCCAUACUGGGGUCCAAGAAAGAGCUGUACGUGGGAAAGGUCUUUUCUUUGGAGUCGUCGCAGGUUGCUGCUUUCCUCUUCACCGGUCUUGGAAGCAGAGCGGCGUGCGUGGACCCGGGGAGCCUUUCCCGCGUACCGCUAUGUAUUACAAAUUCAGCGGCUUCACGCAGAGGCUGGUCGGGGCCGGCGCUUCUUCUGCCUACACCCCGCAGGGAUUCAAACCAGCGGUACCCAUGGAAUCACCAGCUCUGAUUUUUGGAACACCAACUAAACUUGCCUCUGACUCGUCUUCAACUGUUGAGUAUAUGGGUAAAAACAAGGUUCCAGAGCUGCAAAAGUUGUUUCAGAAACCUGAUGGUGUGCCAGUGCAUUUGAAGCGAGGAGUUCCUGACAAACUCCUUUACCGGACCACUAUGGCACUAACAAUAGGAGGGACCAUUUAUUGUCUGAUAGCGCUCUACAUGGCUGCUCACCCAAAAAGACAGAAGUGAAUGAUUCCAGUUGAAUGGGGACAGAGAUAGUAACUGUAUGGAAAAAAGACUUUAACUCCCUACCGUUACAAUAUGAUUGUUGCAAAUUCUUGGGAUUCCAUUUGACUUUAAGAGAAGUGAUUAGAAAAUGGUUGCAUUCUUAUGCUUAAUAUUAUAAGGAUGAAGUUAAAUACUGGAUUGUUCAGUUUUUCCGGUUCACACCCUUCACUAAACCAGACAAAGUGAUCAGCCUGUGUUAUACUCCUAGCAACAAGGCCCUCUUGAACUUGGUGGCAUGAGCUGAAAGGAAGCUAUGCGUGUCCAUUCCUUACCACCACCUGUCGAGGGAGGAGAGCAUAAAGAGAUGCUAAAUAUAAACUUGACCAAUGGAAGUGAAAACAAUAGACUACUAAUUUACCUCAGAAUGGCAAAUUGAUCAUUUUUUUCUUAACAGUUUGAACAACCUUCUCAAACUCUGUUGGAAGCCUAAUUACUUAAAUGGUUGUUUCUCAAUGAAUAAUAUGUGGCAAAGGGAUAUAGUGCUCUGGCCAGCUCUGUUCUGAAGGUCUGUAUCCUUUAAUAGGCCCACCUUUGUGAGCAUAUCUCUUGGGAGUAGCAUUUCACUUAAGAUGGAUUCUGUAUAGUGACUCAGUGCCAUCAUGUGAUUUCCCUCAGAUCGCUCUCUAAAAUAAAGUUCUAUUUGUUUAAUGUUGGAAUAAAUACAGCAGUAUGAAUACUGGA